Ahaetulla prasina is the source of this 11393-nucleotide messenger RNA. RefSeq names its product castor zinc finger 1 (gene CASZ1). Gene Ontology annotation, molecular function: RNA polymerase II transcription regulatory region sequence-specific DNA binding; DNA-binding transcription factor activity, RNA polymerase II-specific. Gene Ontology annotation, biological process: regulation of neuron differentiation; positive regulation of transcription by RNA polymerase II. The transcript is spliced from 21 exons. The record is from RefSeq and is a predicted model, not a curated record. NCBI's taxonomy places the organism in Eukaryota, Metazoa, Chordata, Lepidosauria, Squamata, Colubridae. The coding region runs from base 383 to 6235 and encodes 1950 amino acids. Gene Ontology annotation, cellular component: nucleus.
AGAGACGGAGUGGGGGGGGGGAGGAGAAAAAAAAUCCCGGAUCAGGGCAACUUAGAUGGCGCAUGCGCGCUCCGAAGCCUCCAUCCCAAACACACACAUUUCCCUGUACUUGGAAAGUCACCCAAAGCAGCUGAAGUGCAGAGCAAAGAGGCACCGCAACAUACAGGGAACCCAUCAGACUUGAGCUGCCUCUGGAACACCCUGGGGGGCAUUUCUGGAUCCUGAGAGUCCCUCCUCGAAGUGUGGUUUGGAAUGGAGUUCAAAUUCAGCAGCCUCCAGGCACAAGGAUGAAGUGACUCCACAGCUUUCAUUCAACACAACCAAUUUGCGGAAUCUUGAUUCCAGAAUUCUCAAAAGGUGGGAGGACCCACCAGGACCACAAAUGGCUGAAAGAAGUAUAUGCACUGACUCAACCUCAGGAAACCCCAAGAUGGCUGCCAAGCGCAAAGGUGGCCUGAAAUUAAACGCAAUUUGUGCCAAGCUCAGCCGCCAGGUAGUCGUGGAGCACAAAGCACCCGAGCAGGGACAUGUCGACAAAGCUCCCCUCGGGUGGGAAAGUGCUGGCGGUGACACGGCCGCCCCCAAGGACGUCGCCCAGGCUGCGGCCAAGGAGCCGGGGCCCAAAUUUUCGGAGGGGACGAAGAUCGAAGAGGACAAGCGGAGGGAAGUGAUCGAGAAGUGGGUCAACGGCGAGUACAGCGAAGACCCCUUGCUGGGACGCAUCGAGAACAAGGAACCCAAGGCCCCCAUGGGGACGGAAGUGCCGCCCGAGGGGGUCUACAUGGUGCAACCGAAAGGUUGCAGCGAUGAUGAGGAUAACGGGGACGAAGCCGAGCCCCGCAAGGACUCCCAAGAUGGCAGCUUCGUGGACGACCGAGAUUCAGAUGGGCCUCCCCUGAAGGACGAAAGCUUUCGGGCCCCCAACAAUGAAGCCAGCUCCAAGCUCAGUGGAGGAGCUUCUUCAGGGGAGGCGUCCUCUCUGCGAGACUAUGCUGCUACCACCAUGAGCGAGUUCCUGGGCAUGUUCGGCUACGAUGACCAGAACAUGCGGGACGAGCUGGCUCGCAAGAUUAGCUUUGAGAAACUGAAUGCUCCUACCUCAGAGACAAACUCAGCCGCCGCGGCUGGAGAAGACGCCGUCAGCAAGCGAGCCCGUUUUUCCAAAUACGAAGAGUACAUCCGCAAGUUUAAGGCUGGGGAGCAGGUCCCGUGGCCCAUUCACCCAGUGAAGACCGAAGAGCUGACCAGCAAGCUAGUCAAAGAGGUCCCGCUAGGCUUGGGGCAACCCAUCCGGUUGCCGGCUCCCGAAACGUCGCUCCUGCCCGAGACGAAAGCCACCAUUUUGCCUCUGCCUUCGUCCAGCGGCAGCUCCCAGAUGCAAGGGCUGAUGUCGCGGGCCUCCAAGUACGAUUUCUUCAUCCAGAAACUGAAGACCGGGGAGACCCUUCGGCCGCAGAACGGCAACACCUACAAGAAGACGUCCAAGUACGACUUGGAGAACGUCAAAUAUUUGCAUCUGUUCAAGCCCGGGGAAGGCAGCCCAGAUAUGGGAGGAGCCAUCGCCUUCAAGACAGGCAAAGUUGGUCGCCCGUCCAAAUACGAUGUCAGGAACAUCCAGAAGAUUACCCCCGUCAAAGCUCCAGCCCCUAGCCUGGGUCCCAACCCUCUGGCCAGCACUCCCAGCAGCACCCCAGUAGCUGGCCCCGAGCAGCCCGUCUCUCUGCCCUUCAGCACUCCGGAAUACCUUAAGUCCACUUUCUCCAAGACGGAUUCCAUCACUACCGGAACAGUUUCCACCGUUAAGAAUGGAUUAACCACUGACAAACCAGCUGUCACCGAAGAUGUAAAUAUUUACCAGAAAUAUAUUGCCAGGUUUUCUGGAAGCCAGCACUGCGGACACAUUCACUGUGCAUAUCAGUACCGGGAACAUUAUCACUGCCUUGACCCAGAGUGCAACUACCAGAGGUUCACCAGUAAGCAGGACGUCAUCCGGCAUUACAACAUGCACAAGAAACGGGACAACUCCCUCCAGCACGGCUUCAUGAGGUUCAGCCCCCUGGACGACUGCAGCGUCUACUACCACGGCUGUCACCUCAACGGGAAAAGCACACAUUACCACUGCAUGCAGGUGGGCUGCAACAAGGUGUACACCAGCACCUCCGAUGUGAUGACCCACGAAAACUUCCACAAGAAGAACACGCAGCUGAUCAACGAUGGCUUCCAGCGGUUCCGGGCCACGGAAGACUGCGGCACGGUGGACUGUCAGUUCUACGGGCAGAAGACCACCCACUUCCACUGCAGGCGGCCCGGUUGCACCUUUACCUUCAAGAACAAGUGCGACAUCGAGAAGCACAAGAGCUACCACAUCAAGGACGACGCCUAUGCCAAGGACGGCUUCAAGAAGUUCUACAAGUACGAGGAGUGCAAGUACGAGGGCUGCGUUUACAGCAAGGCCACCAACCACUUCCACUGCAUCCGGCCUGGCUGCGGCUUCACCUUCACCUCCACCAGCCAGAUGACCUCGCACAAGCGCAAACACGAGCGCCGGCACAUCCGCAGCUCGGGCAUGCUGGGCUUGCCUGCCUCGCUGAUGGGUGCCAAGGAGAAUGAGCAGGAGGAGUCCAGCAAUGACGACCUGAUCGAUUUCUCCGCCAUGAGCUCAAAGAACUCCAGCCUGAGUGCCUCUCCCACCAGUCAGCAGUCUUCCGUCUCCUUGAUUGUGCCGGGCACCCCAUCCACCUCGGCCGCAGAGCUGGCCGCCUCGCAAGCCGCCAGCAAACCCGCCAGCAAUAUGUCCUCGGCUUCCAAAAUGUCCGCCCUGCUCUCUCAAGUUCUCCCAAGCAAUAUCCCUUUGGCCCUGGCCCUGCCCAACGCGACGCUUCCGGGAACGGCAGGCUCUUUCUUUCCCAUGCUCCCCAGCCGGGUCUCAGCCCAACUGUCCGCCAGCUCCAGCAGCUUGCUAGCUGCCGGCACACCGAGUACCAAUCCGGCGUCUUCAGCCGGUUCCCCUUCCCCGGCUCUCUCGGUUUCUGGUGAGGGGGCGGCCACCUCUUCGCCAACUCCAGCGGCCUCCAUCAUGGAGAAGAUCUCGGCCAGCAAAGGGUUGAUUUCGCCCAUGAUGGCUCGGUUAGCGGCAGCAGCUCUGAAGUCCUCAGUGUCGAUGGAGGCAGGAAACGGGCAGCCCAUCACACCUGGACGGUUCAACCCAACGCAAAUGAAGUCCGAGGUGGCUGAGAAUCCUAGCUUGGGAUCCACCGCAACUCAGGAUUCCUUGCAGGAACACAGCCUGGACCUUAGAAUGAAAGAUCAUAGUAAUGAAUCAAAUGGCCACACAGUCUCGGCAAAUUCAUCUCUUUUAUCCUCGCUUAUGAAUAAGAUGUCUCAGAAUAACCCGAAUUUGGGGAACCUCCUCGGUUUGAAGGGGGAGUGCGAUGGCGGGCACCUGGCAGCUGCGGGAGAUGCCACCCAGUAUCUGGGCAAGACGGUGAAGGCUCUGGUUCAGGAAAAGCUCGCGGAGCCCUGGAAGAUGUACCUGCGCAGGUUUGGCACCAAGGAUUUCUGCGAUGCCCAGUGCGACUUCCUGCACAAGGUGCAUUUCCACUGCGUGGUGGAAGAGUGUGGCGCUCUCUUCAGCACCGUGGACGGAGCUGUGAAGCACGCCAAUUUCCACUUCCGAACAGAGGGAGGCGCCGCGAAGGGAACCUCAGAGCACGCCUUCCCGACUCCGGCAGAGAGCAAGACCUCCAUCCCCCCUUCCUCUCCAUCCGCCGCGUCCGCCAUUCUGGCCACCGCCUCGGCCGCGGAGGGACCCACCGCAUGUCCGGCUAGUGUGCCGUCCGCUCCUACGCUCCUGGCCUGGAAACAGCUGGCAUCCACCAUGUCUCAGCUGCCUGUCUCAGGGCCCGGGCUGGCCACCUCCCCGAUGGCCACCACUUCCCUGGAGAACGCCAAGCCUCAGGUCAAGCCGGGCUUCCUCCAGUUCCAAGAGAACGAUCCUUGCCUGGCCACGGACUGCAAGUAUGCCAACAAAUUCCACUUCCACUGUCUCUUUGGGAACUGCAAAUACGUGUGCAAAACCUCGGGGAAGGCCGAGUCCCACUGCCUCGACCACAUCAACCCCAACAACAACCUGGUGAAUGUGCGCGAUCAGUUCGCUUAUUACUCCCUGCAGUGUCUCUGCCCAAACCAGCACUGUGAGUUCCGCAUGCGGGGCCAUUACCACUGCCUUCGCCCCGGUUGCUUCUUUGUCACCAACAUCACCACCAAGCUGCCCUGGCACGUGAAGAAACACGAGAAGGCCGAGCGGAGGGCCGCCAACGGUUUCAAGUACUUCACCAAACGGGAAGAAUGCGGCAGGCUGGGCUGCAAAUACAACCAGGUCAACAGCCACUUCCAUUGCAUCCGCGAGGGCUGCCAGUUCUCCUUUCUGCUGAAGCAUCAGAUGACGUCCCAUGCCAGGAAGCACAUGAGAAGGAUGCUGGGGAAGAACUUCGACCGCGUUCCCACUCAGGUGGUGGGCCACACUGCUAGGAAUGACAGUCACCCACAUGUGAGCAGCCUGGCCCCCAGCCCGGCUUCAUCAGGGAAUCCUGCCUCCUUUCAGGGAGCCCCCAGUCUGAUGGACCCUGAGACGGAGGAGUACCUUGAUUACGCGGGAUGCAGCCCCGGUGCCAUCUCCUCGGAGUCGUCGAACAUGGACCGCAGUUGCUCCAGCACCCCGGUGGGCAACGAGAGCACCUCAGCAGGCUGCCUGGCUGCUCUUCCUCUUCCUCCUCCUCCUGCUGCUGCUGGUGACGAUGUUAGCCACAAUGUACCACCACCACCACCACCAUCUCUGCCUCCCUCUUUCUCACAAGCCCUGCUCAGAUCUCCCCUCCCCUCCCUGCCCUACCUCUUCUCUCCAUCGUGUGUCUCAUACUCUCUGCUAAGUGCCACCCUGGGAUCCAGCAGGGGCAUUGCCUUGCCCACCGCCAGCUCGACAGGGCUUUCACCCAUCCUUGCCAGUCCAGUCAAAAGCGACGUCCCGCUAGUGCAGGAUGCAGCAGGGAACACCAUCACCAUGCCAACCGCCGCGGGAGCCAAGAAGCGCUUCUGGAUCAUCGAGGACAUGUCGCCCUUCGGCAAGCGCCGCAAGACACCUUCCUCCCGCAAGAUGCUGGACGAGGGGAUGAUGCUGGAGGGGUUCCGGCGGUACGACCUGUACGAGGACUGCAAAGACGCCAACUGCCAGUUCUCCCUCAAGGUCACGCACUACCACUGCACCCGGGAGAACUGCGGGUACAAAUUCUGCGGCCGCACCCACAUGUACAAGCACGCACAGCACCACGACCGGGUGGACAAUCUGGUGCUGGACGACUUCAAGCGCUUCAAGUCCUCCCUCAGCUGCCACUUCCCCGACUGCCAGUUCUCCGGCAACAGCACGCACUUCCACUGCCUGCGCUGCGGCUUCCGCUGCACCGACAGCACCAAAGUGACGGCCCACCGCAAGCACCAUGGCAAGCAGGACGUGAUCAGUGCCGCCGGCUUCUGCCAGUUCAGCUCCAGUGUGGACUGCGAAGUGCCCGAGUGCAAAUACAAACUCAAGUGCUCGCACUUCCACUGCACCUACCCCGGGUGCAAGCACACCGUGGUGGGCAUGUCGCAGAUGGACUCGCACAAGCGCAAGCACGAGAAGCAGGAGCGGGGAGAGCUGCCGGCCAUCUCUCCGGGGCCUGAGGGCCUUCCCGCCGCCCCCAUGGAGUACGAGGCCCAGAGCGCUUCCGUCAACCUGGACAGCUCCCUCAACCUGAGCACGGAUGCCAAGAGCUCCCUCUUCUUCCUGCAGAACGCGGCAGGUGUGGGGCUCAAUGACUCCGUGGACCUCAGCCAGAAGCCCCCUGAGGGCAUGGGCGGCCUUCCUUCCACCCCGGGGGAGAGCCUGGCCCCUGCCGCCAGCAAGCGCUUCCUGGCCAGCUGCGGCAACGUGGAAGAAGAGGACGACUCUUCCCACGAUGAUGAUGAUGAAGAGGAGGAGGAAAUGAACGAGGAGGAGGAUGAAGAGGAGGAUGAGGAGGACGACGAAGACGAGGAAGAGGAGGAAGAGGAUCUGAACACCGAUUCGGAAGAGUCGCUCCCUGACGCGGAGGGCCUGCCCGCCAAAGACAUUAGUGAACUGGAGGAGGCCGUUUCCUCCACCGCGGAUCCCAGAGACGCUUCCACGCCUUCUGGCGAGCCAGCCUCAGCCCCGGCCCCUUAAGGAGCAGCCACACAGCAGCGGUGGGCUUGGGGGUUUGGCCUCGGCGAGCGGAGAAAGCAAAAACUGCAUGAACAGGAGACCUUCCUGUGUUGAGGGGGGAGAGGCAAGAACGAAUGCUAGAAUGGCCAGCGAGCAGCAAAACCGACUCUAUCCCAGAAGGUGCGUGAGAGGCGGAGGGAAGCACUGAUUCUUGGACCACACACGACACGGAGACAAGACGGAGACAGAGAGGAGGAAGCAGCGGCGGCAGCAGCCACAUCCUGGGGAUAGGGUGGGGUGGGAUGGGGGCAGCAGGAGGACCCAUCUGUUGGGGUGCACAUGUUUACAAGGGAGGGGCAACAGGCAGAGCAUGGCGGUCCCCGUGAUGCAGAUGGACUGACCCUCCCGCUUCUGGGUGGAUAUGCUGCUCCCCGUGGUAGGAGGCGGCCUGCCCCUUCCGAGCCCGCUUCCCUUCGCAGAGGUGGGAAGGCGGGAACGGUUCUUUAACCCUUCGACUCCGGUGUGUGUUCAUUUGUCCUCUAAUACUCCUCCCAUUCUCAGGGAGACGGGGGAGGGGGGGGCAGGCAGCUAGCAUCUGGCGGGGGAAUAUGAGGCGGGAUGAAGAGCGUUAAGUCAUACGACAUAUAGAUAUAUCUAUAUAUCUAUAGAUGUAGAUAUAGAUAUAUAUAUAGCGGCAAAGCUGGAUCAGGUUCUGCUAAGCUACAAGCCGAGUCCUUUUGCCACCGGGAAAGGGAUGGGUGGAAUUAGGGGGAACGGGGGGGCGGGUUCCGGUAUCACUUAUAUUCCUAUUCCUUUCUUUUCCUUUUCUCCGGCAUCAAAUGAACGGGAGAUACGGAAGUCUCAGGCAGCUGGGAAUGCUUGGAACAGGGGUAUUUAUUAUCAGUUGUGGUUUUUUUUUUUUUUUAAAAGAAAAGCAAAAAACUAACAAAAAACAAAAAGUGGGGGAAACACGAGACGAAUCGAUCCAGGCCGUGGAAUUGAAAUAUCAAAUCGUAAUAAUGAUGAUGAGGAUAAUAAUAAUAGUAACAAGUUACUAAUUUUUCUAAGGAAGGAGGAACUGCUUUAUAAUGUGAGCCUCACAGCUGGAGCUGGAGGAUCUCCUGAUUGACCUCUGGCUGGGAGGGGGGGGCAUUGAAGGAAAGGAGGCGGAGCUCUAAAGCGGCCCAGCCUUCGGACGAUGGGGAGAAAGGAGCCACCCUGUAGAAAGGGGACAAGAGCUGAUCACAGGCUUCCCACCGCCGCCAGUUCCUUGAAGGUCUUUCAAGCACAGGAUCCUUCAGGCCCAUCUUGGCUCCGUUGCCAGAGGAAGAGCAGGCGGGAGACCCAGGCCCCUUCCGGUAUCUUCCCCGGAAGGCUUCGGGCAAGGCACGGGGACCUCUGGUUCGCUCUUCUGCACCCAUCUGGGGCCGGCACUUACAAAAGUCUUCCCAUUACGGAACUGGCGACUGGGAAGAUCAAGCGCUCCGGCUCCCAUCCCACUCCCGAAACAGCGGGGAGGCGGGGAGUGGAGGGAAGUCCAGGCACAUCCCAGCCAAGGAACUGCCUCAAAUCCCCCCCACCCCAAGAAAGGGACCAGGCUUUGCCUCGGGAGGGGGGGAGGGGGGGGAAAUGGAAAGACCUCUUGGAGGUCUUUCGCUUCCGAUACUUGACAGCCCAGGUUUUUUGCAGUCGGCCCUUCUCUUCCUCGUGUCUUGUGUCCAUGCUGUUGGGCUGCAAAACGAAACAAACCAACCAAGCAAACAAACAAACAAAGGAAAACCAGAAAUCACUUCGCAGUGCGAGAGAGUGAGAAUGUAAUCCAGGAUCUUUUGUUAAAUUGAUGGCUAGCGAGGAAGGAAAAGAGAAUGGCAAAAUACAAAAAAAAAACCUAAAACGCUUUAGGUGUCCCAGAAAAUGAUGGCAGAGAAAGAAUUGGAGAGUUAUAGCUAGAACAACGAGUAGGAGCUGUUCAGAUCACACUCCGAGUAUCUGGUGAGAAUCUGCCUUGACAAAACAGGCCUUUGGUUAGCUACAAGAACCUCCUGCUUUGAUCCAUGUUACCAAGAGGCAAGAGGAGUAAUAAUAACAGUAACAGGAGUCGGAAGGGAGCUUGGAGGUCAUCCAGUCCAACCUCCCCCCUUGCUCACGCAGGAGACCUGCACUAGGGAUUCGAACUGCCGACCUUUCUGAUCGACAAGCUCGGCGUCUUAGGAACAAAACACGGACCGCUCAGUAGUUCAGAAUUUCGAUUUGGCGUAUAAAGAAACAAGAGAUUUGUCACAUCGUCAGUUGAGGUCGUGUGUCCCCCCCCCUCCUCCCGUUGAUAGCGGAUAAGUUUUGUUGUGUGGCUGGUAAGACAAACGCACAGAGUAUUGAUCGUAUUUUAAAGGGUGGCGAGAACCAUUUGGGGGAACAGUCGCAAGAGUUGGAAGGGACCUUGGAGGUCGUCUAGUCUAACCCCCUGCUCGCGCAGGAGACCCUGUACCAGGGAUUAGAACCGCCGAAAAGGGCAGCACAUCAAAAGUCUCCCCUCUAGUUUGGCCUGGCCUGAUCCCCUCUUGGCAAAGGCCAUUGAAUCUAAAAAGGGACACCAAUACGUCCAGGCCGUAGUGAGGCUUUCCUGCUUCUUCAAAAGGCUUAAGGCUGGGAGGACCAAGAGUCGGAGCGACCAACCACACCAGGCCUCAAUUGGGAGAUGCCCAGAUAGAAACCCCACCCUGCUCAGCUCCCAUCCCUGCUCCUCUUUUUUUUAACUACUUGGGUCGCUUCCCAAAAAAGGUGCUACGGGAACCUCUUGUUUGCAGUCACGUCUCUGGAAAGGGUGGAUAAUGCCUCUGUGUCUGAGCUCUUCCCCUCCCUCCCUCCCUCCCACCAGGUACCUUGAGGACUCGGUGGUCCUCCAGACUUGAGUAGCACACGUGUGUAUGUGUGUGUGUGUGUGUGUUUACAAAACUUUGCGACUUUCAAGCUGUUGUAAUGUUUCUCUCAUGUCUUUGGCAAUAAAAUCUCCCGGGGGGGGCGCGGCGCUUCUUGGUCAGUGGCCUUGAACAGCUGCGGAAGGACGCAAGGUAAGGAAAAAAAUGGGGUGGGGGGGCAGUCAGGCUGCCCAGCCAUCCGGAUUCAAAAGGGAAAAAACGGGUGAUUCCAGUGGUGGGUUGCUACCGGUUCGCCCCGGUUCGAGCGAACCGGUAGCGGCGGGAGGCUCUGUCCACCCGCCCAGACGUUAUCAACAAUGCUUUGCGUAGGCGCAGAACCUUCUACUCGGACGUCAUCAAAAAUGCUCUGCGUAGGUACAAAAUCGCCGCACGAACGCAAAGCACGCUCCCGAUAGUAAACCGGUAGCACCGAGAUUUGAAACCCACCACUGGGCGAUUCAGACCACUGGCUGACACCUCUUAUUAAAUCGCAUUUUCCCAGGGGUUUCAUCUGAAUCGCAGGCACAUCCAAACAUACCUGGAAUAAUUCCCCCUUUCUCUUUGGAUGCGGAUUGCUGCAGAGGCCUAAAACAUUAAAGGGCCUUGCCGGGCCUUCUGGGCAAACUAGUUUUUUUCCAUGCCACCCCAAUUGGACAGGUGAAAAAACCCGACUUAUCGGUGCAUCUUAUCUACUCAGUACUCUUUCCUGCUUAGUUCCAUAGUUUGGGGGGGGGGGUCUUUUCCUCCACUUAAACAAAAAAAAUUGUUUUUAAAUGUAAGAAAACGAUUUUGUUUGAAAAUGCGUUAAUCCACAGCGUCUCCGGCUGCAUCUGGGCGCCGAGCUCGAUUCAGGAGAAAGCACUUAAUCUUACGCAGGCAUUAGUGUCCCAGGCGAGACCGAGCUUAAGUGGUGUAAGGCGAGCACCGAGCUUAAGUGGUGUGAUGGACUCCGAGGAUUGUCGUUUUUACAGAAACGGGACAACUAGCAGUUUAGGAAGAGAAGAAGAAAAAAAAGAACUAUUUGGCAAAGGCCCUGAAGUUUUUGUCCCGCCCCGCCUUUCUUAAUAAUCCGUUUUGUCACCCAGCCUUGCCUGAUCUAACAUUGAAUUGACGUAAAGCGUAAAAAAGAUAUUUUUACGUAAUGGAUGUUUUUGCCCCCCCCUCUCCCCGAAAAAAACCUCAAACCGGUUUAACGUCCCGGGGUAGCGGGGGGCAACACCAAGCAGGGCCAAGGUGGCAUUGGGGGCGCGCAGUGGCUUUCUCCCCGCUUGGCACAUCAGCCGCUACAAGACCCGCUCCCAGCCCUUUUAAAAUGGAGCCAGGAAGGUGUUUUUAAACCUGAACCAUCUCUUUUCCUCCAAAUCCCAUCUUAACUAUAUUACCGAUUUCUGGUUGAACAGGAAAAAUAGACGUCCCCCCCCCCCAACUUCCAAGCUAAGAAAUGUUUUUUUUAAAAAAAUAAAUCCCUGCCUUUGAAAAAAGGAAACCCAACUUUCUAGGGAGAAAGGGGGGUCGUCCCCCCGUCCCCCACCCCCACCCCAAUUCUGAAACACGCCCCCCCCCACAUACAUAACAUAGGGGAAAAAUUUUUGAGGGAAAACUUCUAGCCUUUGUAAAAUCCAUAUUGCACACUAGGACUAUAAGCCAUUGCUAGCUCAUUUUGAAUUUUAAAAACGUGUACUUUUUUCUUCGGUUGUUUUUAAUUAUUAUUAUUAUUAUUUUUUCCCUUUCUGUGUGGGGGUGGGGGGCAAAAAUGGGGGAGGGGGAGAAGUGAUGCUUGAAACUACCCGUGCGCUUUUUAAUGUUUUAUAAAUAUGUAUGUGUAUAUAUAUAUAUAUAUAAAUAUAUAUAUAUAUAAAAUAUAAAAAUAAUACGUAUGCACAUAUAUAUAUGUGUGUGUGUAUAUAUCUAUAUGUAUAUACCUAUAUAUAUAGAUAUAUAGCUAUAUAUAGGUUUUGAGACAAAAAAAAUAAUAAUGCGGAAAGUGAAAAAAAAAAAAUAUCCUAUGACAGGACCGUGUGCUCUGAUUUUACUUGAAUCUGGUCUUCUCAGCACCUACGUUAUUAAGAACUGAAUAUUUUUCCACUUGAAUUUAGCGCUACUAGAAAUUUAAUAUAUGUGUUUUAUUUAUUUGAUUUUUUUUUUGUUUUUUGCAUGACUGAUGCAAGGUUUGACAUUUUCACUCAAUAAAAACUGGAAAAAGCAAAAACAAAACAGGAAAAAAAAAAAAACCCCGCCCAGCAAUCUUUGGCUUUCUACUGGUU